CAAUCAAAACAUCAAACAGCAAAAAUGCGUCACGUCAAAUUUAUCGCCCGGACGGUGCUGGUGCAGAAUAACAACGUCGAGGAAGCCUGCCGGGUGCUGAACCGUAUCCUGGGCAAGGAGGAAAUUUUCGACCAGUUCCGGAGGACCCGCUUCUACGAGAAACCGUUCCAGACCAGACGCCGGGUGAAUUUUGAAACGUGCAAGGCCAUCUACAACGAGGAUAUGAAUAGAAAGAUCCAAUUUGUGCUUCGAAAGAAUCGGGCUGAUCCGUUCCCGGGAUGUUCAUAAGAAUUGCUGUGGUAAAUUAAUAUGUAGGUAUGAAUAAAUGGUAUGGGUCAUGCA
Ochlerotatus camptorhynchus is the source of this 342-nucleotide messenger RNA. RefSeq names its product mitochondrial ribosomal protein S21 (gene mRpS21). Gene Ontology annotation, cellular component: ribosome. The record is from RefSeq and is a predicted model, not a curated record. Bases 25 to 288 code for a protein of 87 amino acids. Lineage: Eukaryota; Metazoa; Arthropoda; Insecta; Diptera; Culicidae. Gene Ontology annotation, molecular function: structural constituent of ribosome. The transcript has a single exon. Gene Ontology annotation, biological process: translation.